AUGUCAGAUUGCGCACUGGUAGCCAGUGUAAACGAGCAUGAUGCCAGUAUGGACGUGGGUAACGACAAGUCUCUAUUUGAGCCCACGAUUGAUAUGAUGGUCAAUGAUUUCGACGACGAAAGAACAUUAGACGAAGAAGAAGCUUUGGCGGCUGGAGAGCAUCAGGAUCCGAAAGCGGAACUGAACAGUCUUCAAAGAGAAGGUGAUAUGCCCUUAGAAGAUCUUUUAGCUUUAUAUGGUUAUAACAGAAAUAUGGAGAAGCCUAUUGCUGAACAGGCACCUGAAGUGAUGCAAGAAGAAAAUCAAAAGCCGGAGUCUGCAUUACAGCAAUUAUAUAGUGAAACUGCUAGUCCCGAGGCAACUAGGUGCCUGAGAUCGGGUUCUCGGCCACCUUCUGAAGAGGAAGAUGAUUGUGAUUAUAGCCCUGAUGAGGAUGAUUGGAAGAAGACAAUUAUGGUUGGAAGUGAUUAUCAAGCAGCUAUACCAGAAGGCUUAUGCAGUUACGAUGAUGCCCUCCCUUAUGAAAAUGAAGAUAAAUUACUAUGGAAUCCCAGUGUUUUAGAAGAAAAAGUAAUUGAAGAUUAUAUGAGGAAAAUUUGUGCAAUGAACUCAGGUUCCGGUGUGGAUGCAGUUCCAAGAGGAAAACAACUCCGCGACGACGAAGAAGCCUUAUUUUUAUUACAGCAGUGUGGUCACAAUGUUGAAGAGGCUUUAAGAAGAAGACGUAUAUCGGCCCAAACUCCAGCACACGCUAGUGUAUGGUCAGAAGAAGAGUGCCGUAACUUUGAAAAUGGUAUUAAAGCUCAUGGUAAAGAUUUUCAUCAAAUUAGACAGCAAAAGGUCCGUACGAGAUCUGUUGGUGAACUUGUACAAUUCUAUUACAUUUGGAAAAAGACAGAGAGACAUGAUAUAUUUGCAAAUAAGACAAGGUUAGAAAAGAAAAAGUAUACUUUGCAUCCAGGUCAUACAGAUUAUAUGGAUAGGUUCCUGGAGGAACAAGAAGCAACUGGUGCAGGUAUUGUACGACCUGUCUCACCCUCGCCUAUGAUGGUGUAUGUUCCUUCACCAGCAGCACAACCUGAUCCUUUAGCUUUGGGAGAAAAAGAGGUGUUCUCCCAGUUGAACACUCACACAACACCUCCCCGAACACUUUCAACGGAAGAACCUGAACCUGAUUUGGUUUCCUAA
Parnassius mnemosyne (clouded apollo) is the source of this 1188-nucleotide messenger RNA. The record is from the annotation of a GenBank genome assembly. NCBI's taxonomy places the organism in Eukaryota, Metazoa, Arthropoda, Insecta, Lepidoptera, Papilionidae.